GGAUUAGCCACUAGAUCAGACCCAAACUCCAAGUUGAGACUGGCGAUCAGGUCCAACGCUAUUCACGAAUCACGAAUCACAGGGACUUACGACACUAAUGGCGGCAGGUGUUAGGGCUUUCAUUGUCAGAAUUUUAUUUCUUGCCAAGACGCUAAUUGGGUCUGCCGCUGCAACUAGCUAGUAGAGAAAGGCGGGGGAAUUCUUCGGACUAAUCCAAGCUACAGUACGGCGACGGAAGUUUACAUACGGGUCCCCAUGACCUAGUUGAGCUAUAGGAGUACUCGAGCUAUAGUAUAACUACGGAAGUUUGCGUAUAGGUCUGUGCACAAAUUGCAAGCAUUUUUAGGGCCAUUGCAAGCAAUUGGGUGUUGUUUUACCGCAAGUCGUGCAUAGACGCGUAUGCAAACUAGCUUCUGUCGCCAUACUAUAGCUCAACCAGCCCCAUGGGGACCCCAGGGCAUGAAAGAUGGGGACCCCAGGAGUUGCUUCUGCUUAUUGAAUCAGCUCUCUCUGUAUAAUCACAUUUUAUGAUACGAUUAUCAAAGGUAGGCUUAGGGCGGCGUUGACACCGCCGACAGAAACUAUCUCAUCGAUUCCAAAGUCCUGUACUGUCCCGUCCCGUCCCAUAGCUGGUCUCGCUGUUGGAGAAGUCUGCCCAAAGGCUUGACCACCUCGAAUCCCAGAUAUAUAAACCUCAUGAAUGCCGCCACGGAAAUUACUUUCAGCAGGAUUCCGCACAACACAUGAGCAACAAUCUCUACAAUCGCUAUUCAUUGUUCUCUUAUUCGCAACAUAAGAUGGAGAAGCACAACGGCUCCGGUGUUCAGCAAAUUGAGACCACUGUGUCCAUUGCUCACGCAUCAGAUGAGAAGAGGAUCACAGGUAAAUCACUUGAGGAAGCCGCGGAACAAGGCAUUAUCGACGAGAAGGAUCUCAGUGUCCGCGAUGCAAUCAAAGCCUAUCCACAGGCCAUUCUCUGGUCAUUGGUCUUCUCUACCUGUGUUAUUAUGGAGGGAUACGAUACGAACCUUUUGUCAAACUUCUUCGCAUAUCCUUCUUUCCUGAUCAGAUACGGUAGAUUUGUUGGUGUAACACCGUCGACCCCCGUCGGAUACCAAUUGACUGCUGCGUGGCAAGCUGGUCUCUCGCAAUCUUCCGGUGUCGGUUCCAUCUUUGGAUGCCUUCUUAACGGCUACCUCGUCUCCAAAUUCGGCUCCAGGCGCGUUGUCUUAGGUGCUCUUAUCGCCAUGUCUCUCAGUAUAUUCGUCGUCUUCUUCGCACCCAGUCUCCCAGUUCUUGUCGUCGGAGAGAUUCUUUGCGGUUUCCCUUGGGGAAUUCUGGCCACCACCGCUCCGGCUUACGCAUCUGAGGUCCUUCCAACAGCCCUCCGCACCUACAUGACCUCAUACACUAACAUGUGCUUUAUUAUCGGUCAACUCAUCUCUGCCGGCGUCCUGAAGGGUCUUUCUACUCGAACUGAUCCGUGGGGUUACAAGAUUCCAUUCGCCCUCCAAUGGGUCUGGCCAGCUUUCCUCAUACCACUUGUUUACAUGGCUCCUGAGUCUCCGUGGUACCUCGUUAGAAUGGGCCGCAUCGAAGAGGCCGAGCAAUCUCUUCGCCGCCUCCAGUCCGUAAAGGCCACCCGCAUCGACCCGCGCAAAACACUCUCUUCUAUCAUCUACACUAAUAACCUCGAAGAGCAACUCUCUAUUGGAACCAGCUACUGGGAUUGCUUCAAGAGCUUCGAGCUACGCCGUACCGAAAUUGCAUGUGUUGUGUUUGCUGGUCAAAUCCUUUGCGGUAUCUGCUUUGCCUACAAUAGCUCUUACUUCUUCUCCCAAGUUGGCCUUGGCACCGACGCCACCUACUCCCUCGCACUCGGCGGAACUGCUCUAGCCCUGGUUGGUUGCUUCGUUAACUGGUUUGCUCUAAUGCCAUACUUUGGUCGCCGCACGAUCUACAUCUGGGGAAUGGGUAGUAUGUGCUUCGUCCUGAUCCUCAUUGGCAUUCUUAAUGUCUGGACUAAACACCCAUCAGUCGGCAUGUCUCAAGCCGUUCUCACCUUGCUCUGGACCUUCAUCUUCCAGCUAUCUGUAGGCCAGCUUGGCUGGGCACUUCCAGCCGAAAUCGGCUCUACCCGUCUCCGGCAAAAGACUAUCUGUCUUGCCCGUGACGCCUCAAACAUAACUGGAACCAUUGGUGGAACACUUCAGCAAUACUUCAUGAACCCUCAAGCCUGGAACCUCAAGGGUUACACUGGAUUCGUCUGGGGGGGGACCUGCUUUGGGAUGUUCGUGUGGAGUUAUUACCGUCUUCCUGAGACCUGGAAUAGAUCUUACCACGAGCUUGAUAUCCUUUUCGCCAAGAAGGUCCCAGCUAGACAGUUCGCCACUACCGUCGUUGACCCCUUUAAUGAUUCUGACACCAAGAUGCUGUUUUCAGAGUAUGCUCGCGAUACUACCAAGAGUGUUUAGGCAUGAAGGAGGUGGUGUUGAAUGCGUUGUUGGAAUAUUUAGUAGCUGAUCAUAAGAGCUAAAUUUAAGACUUGUCCACAAACGUCGAUUGUUG
This is a messenger RNA of Pseudogymnoascus verrucosus, 2568 nucleotides long. RefSeq lists its product as uncharacterized. The coding region runs from base 744 to 2474 and encodes 576 amino acids. NCBI's taxonomy places the organism in Eukaryota, Fungi, Ascomycota, Leotiomycetes, Thelebolales, Thelebolaceae. The record is from RefSeq and is a predicted model, not a curated record. Gene Ontology annotation, molecular function: carbohydrate:proton symporter activity. The transcript is spliced from 2 exons. Gene Ontology annotation, cellular component: membrane. Gene Ontology annotation, biological process: carbohydrate transport; transmembrane transport.